UUUACUCGUACUCGGAGGUAUCGGCAGUGUCGGUUUCCUCGCAAUUUUACUACUGCAUCGCUCGUCAUGGACGAUGAUUCCGAUUCCUUCGUCAAGAACCGGGCCAAACGGUCGAGGCCGGAUAAAGCCGGCCGCUUCGCUGCUCUCGAGCGCCUCAAGCAAGUCAAAGGUGGCGUACGGAGCAAGUACGAGCUGAAAGAAGAGGUCUCCGUGUACGAGGAGGUGGAUGAAAAGGAAUACUCGCGCCUUGUGCAAAAACGCCAGGAGGAGGACUGGAUCAUCGAUGACGGCGGAGCAGGCUAUGUGGAGGACGGAAGAGAAAUCUUCGAUGACGACAUCGGCGACACGGACGACGGCCCCAGGAAAGAGGCCUCGGGCACCAAGAACAAGUACCGACCGCCGUCUUCGAAGAAGGUGGCAGCUCCCAAGGCGGGCACCAUCGCAGCCAUGUUCAGCGCACAGCCCAAGAAGAAAGCUGAGAAAGAGAUCAACCUCAACGACGACCAACUUCUGGACAACAUCCUCCAGUCCGUGGACAGGCAGAGUUCGGGUCCGAGCAUGUCCACGGCGUUUGUGCUCACUCCUAAAGCUCCCCGGAAGUCUGCGGGUUCGUCGGCUUUAAAGUCUUCCGCCAACCCGUUUGCCAAGAACAGCCAAUAUCUGUCUUCGAGGGCAGACGUCAAGCCUCAUCGUGGCAACUACAACACCAUUGAUCCCCAGACGGUUGUGAGCCGAAGGCAGCUUGAAGACAAGGAGGAAAUAAAGAUUGAGCAGUUUGACACGCAAGAGCUGUCGUGCGACUUCAACAUUGAAGAGGACUCCCCGCCAUCUCCGCUGGCAGAAGCACCCCACGAAAAUGACCAGACGGUGGACGAAGACUUGGCGUGCUUUGCGGACGCCCAAAACGACGACUUCCACAUGGAAUCGGAGGAGAACGGCCAGACGGCCAAUGCGGGGCUGGACCUCAAGGUUGGCACAGGCGUUGGAAAAGAAGAGUCUUUGGAUGACAGCUUUCCGGAGUGGACCGGAGUAGUCGCGGAGGAUGCAGUUCGCCGGCCAGCCGACGUUAAGGUCGAUUCUUUGCCCCUCGUCGAGAACGAGAAUGGAGAGAAGGUCGUGCGUUUCUUCUGGCUGGACGCCUACGAGGACUACUUCAAGAAUCCGGGGGUCGUUCAUCUCUUCGGGAAGGUAAAGCUCCUGGACGCCUCGACGUAUGCGAGCUGCGCCGUCACUGUCUGCAACAUUCCCCGCAAAGUCUACCUGCUGCCUCGACCCUUUCACUUCGACUCGGCGGCAAAGGCGGAAACGGACGAACCAGUAACCAUGAAGGACGUCUACGACGAGUUCAGGUGCAUUGCCGAGAAACAGCGCAUCGAAGAGUUCAAGACCAAGGCUGUGACGAAGCGCUACGCUUUCGACAAAGAAGGCGUUCCAGCAGAAGCAGAGUACUUGGAGAUUGUUUACCCUGCUCGGUUCCCGGAACUGCCCAAGGAUCUUACGGGCAGAACGUUUAGUGCCGUCUUCGGUACCAACACGUCCAGCCUGGAAAGUCUCCUGAUCGGUCAGAAGCUCAUGGGACCAUGUUGGCUCGAACUGCAGAACCCAACUGCACCUAACGUUCCUGUGAGCUGGUGUAAACUGGAGGUUGUCCUCAGCAAACCUGGGGACAUCGUCGUAGCAAAAUCGGAGUCUGCACCUCCACUUGUUGUCAUGUCCCUGAGCAUCAGGACCGUCCCCAACGAUGCGACCAAUCAGAAUGAGGUAGUUGCUGUCUCUGUGCUGGCUCAUCAUACCUUCCCCAUUGACAGGCAAGCACCUAGCCCGCUGUACCAGACGCAUUUCUGCGCCCUGUCCAGGCCGAGCGGCACCCUGUUCCCGUAUGGAUUCAGCGGGUCCAUGUGCAAGCACACGACGCUGGAAGUCGUGGACUCUGAACGUUCUCUCCUGAUCUUGUUUGCUGCCAAGCUCCAGAGACUUGACCCGGACAUUAUUGUGGGCCACGACGUCCAGAGCUACGACCUGAACGUCUUGCUGCACCGAAUGAUCACCAACAAGAUUCCCAACUGGUCCCGGCUUGGACGACUCAAGCGGGGGAACGCGGCAGUGCUGGUGAAGGCGGACAAGCAGAUGACGCCCGGGAGGCUGGUGUGCGACCUAAAGAUCUCCUCGAAGGAGCUGGUGCAGUGCAAGAGCUACGACCUGACGGAGCUGGCGAGGACCCUGCUCCACAAGCAAAGGCUGGAGCUCAGCCCGGAGCGGCUCCAGAACAUGUACAGCUCUUCAGCGCAGCUGCUGAAGCUGGUUGACCUGACGAUGAUGGACGCCGAAUUCUGCCUGCGCCUUAUGAGCGAACUCAACGUGCUGCCGCUGGCUCUGCAGAUCACCAACAUUGCCGGCAACGUCUUGUCCAGGACCCUCCUCGGAGGCCGGUCCCAGCGGAACGAGUACCUGCUCCUGCAUGCCUUCAGCGAUCGCAACUACAUCUGCCCGGACAAGAGCUUUAAGAAGCAGGCUGUCAAGGCGCCCGACGACGACGAGACGGAACUCCCGGCUUCCAAAAACAAGUCCAAGAAAGGUCCAACCUACAGCGGUGGUCUGGUCCUGGAGCCCAAAAAAGGAUUCUACGACUCCUUCAUCCUGCUCAUGGACUUCAACAGCUUAUACCCCUCCAUCAUCCAAGAGUACAACAUCUGCUUCACGACCGUCGACAUGUCCAAGGGUGGCGGCGACGCGGCGGCGGAGGACCAGAUCCCCGAGCUGCCCAGCAGUUCUGCGGAACCCGGCGUCCUACCCUCUGAGAUCCGCAAGCUCGUGGAGAGCCGGCGGCAAGUCAAGAACCUCAUGAAGGCCUCCGACGUCGGAGCAGACCUCUACCAACAGUACGACAUCCGGCAAAAGGCUCUCAAGCUGACGGCCAACAGCAUGUACGGCUGCCUGGGGUUCGCCCAGUCGCGGUUCUUUGCCAAACCCCUCGCUGCCCUCAUCACCAGUCGAGGACGAGAGAUCUUGAUGCAGACAAAGGAGCUGGUCGAGAAGAUGGGCCUUGACGUCAUUUAUGGCGACACAGACUCCAUCAUGAUCAACACAAACUCCAGGGACCUGAAAGAAGUUUCCAAACUGGGAAACAAGGUCAAGGCGGAGAUCAACAAACUGUACAAGCAGCUGGAGAUCGACAUUGACGGCAUCUUCAAGUCCAUGCUGCUGCUGAAGAAGAAGAAGUAUGCGGCGCUCGUCGUUUCCGUCGGACCCAAUGGUCAAGUCUCCACGACCAAGCAGCUCAAGGGACUCGACGUGGUGCGUCGAGAUUGGUCGGAACUCGCCAGGAAGACAGGAGAGUACGUGAUCGACGAGCUCCUGUCCGACAACUCGCGCGAAGACAUUGUGGAGAAGAUCCACUCGUACCUGAUGCAGCUCGCUGCCAAGAUCCAGGGGGACUCGCUGCCGCUCUCCGACUUCUGCGUCACAAAGCAACUGACAAAAAACCCGGAGGAUUACCCGGACAAGAAGAACCUGUCGCACGUCCAAGUGGCGCUUCGACUCAACAGCAAACGAGGCAAGAAGCUGAAGCAGGGAGACACUGUCACAUACGUCAUAUGCAAUGAUGGCAGUUCACAGACUGCAACUCAAAGGGCAUACCACCCUGAAGAACUGAAGGGCAACGACAGCCUUUCGAUUGACAAGCAGUACUACCUGGCACAACAGAUACACCCCGUGGUGGCCCGGAUAUGCGCACCGAUUGAUGGCACGGAUGCCGCCAUGAUCGCCGAAGUUCUGGGUCUUAACCCCGCGCACUAUCGGCAUUACAACCACAAUGACGAGGACGACACGGAACGUCGGCUGAACGACGGCAGCGCAUCGGGCUUGGCCUUGUACAAGAGUUGCGAGAGGGUGACGCUGAGAUGUCCGUCGGAGGGCUGCACUGCGGUCAUUGCCGUCGAGGACAUCUUUGAAAGAACGGGUGUGGAACUCAGGUUUGUGCUGGAAGAGUGCCCGCAGUGCAAGACAGCGCUCUGCGGCUACAUCAAUGCUCUGUGCAACCAGGUGACCCUGUUCAUCAGGGACUGCAUCAGCAAGUUCUACGCAGGAUGGCUCGUCUGCGAGGACUCCGUAUGUUCCCACCGAACGAGACGGCUCCCCUUGCGGUUCGUGAAGGCGUCGCCACUGUGCUUCGCCUGCGAACGUUCAGUCAUGCACCCCGAGUACAAGACAUCCGACCUGUACAAUCAGCUCCGAUACCUCAGCAAGCUGUUCGACUUCUCAAGGGCUGUCGCAUCACUGCCCGAAUCCGACAAAAAAUCGCGCUGCGUGACGUCGCCGGAGACGGAGCGGACCUGCCGCCACAUCCAGCAGGUGGCCAAGCGGUUCCUGGCCCGGAACGGCUACAGCACGGUGCAGCUGCGCAGCGUCUUCGCGGACGUGUACCGGCCCUUGGACCCCGAGGCCUCGCGAGGCCCGCGCGAGGGCGCCGGCCUCGACUCCGGCCUGCUGGACGCCGCCGCCUAGAGGCCGCGACCUUUUCUCAAGAUCGCGCGCUGUGGGGAUGGAGACGAGCCCGACCAGCCGGUGUCCCGCGAGUUUGAAAUGCCUCCGUUUUAAGCGGCGGUGAGAUGUGCGGGUUCGUUGCAGCGACGAGGCUGGAGGCUGCUUGCUCACGUGAUCGGGAAGGUGUCUCCGGGAUGAGCGGGGGAACUAUACCGGGCGGGUAUACAUUGCAUUGCCGAAGUGAAAGCGGCUGAAUACCGCUUAGGCCGCCGACAUGGCUAACGGCACCCCGGGUGUGCUGUUGGACUAACCUAGAAAUUUGGAACCGUUACCGUAGUUUCCUACUUGCGACAACGCUCGGGUGUCUCGCGCACCUGUAGCGCUGGUGCGCAACCGAAGCAAGUUGCGAGGCAUGAAGGGCGUGCUGGAGGGUUGCGGGUUUCAGGAACGAGCCCUGCCGUUCUUAUCCUGUCAGUGAGUAUAUCUGGUUGACGCCUUGGGGGCUCGGCAGUGAGCAUAUGGCUCGCACUACGCAUUUCUCCCAAGGGGCCGUGCGAAGAACCCAUCGCCGCACUUCGGCGUUCAGGGAGUGUGCUCGGGAUUGGGGCACCCUCAUGGUCGCGGCGCAUAAUGCCUUUUAAAACCAAUCGCCAAGUUAUUUUUCUUUUUUGGUGGCGCUUAUUUGUUUCUUUUGCACUAUAUGAAGAUGUGGAUGCGCCGGACGUUGUUAGGCGCUCAGAUCCUUUCGAAGUCGUCGCAUGUGUAGUUUCGGUUACCCACUCACUGCUGCCGUAUUGAUCGUCUAGUGAAAAGAUCCCUAACGUUUUUUCUGUUUUUUUUAUUCGUGUCAAGUUCUAUUUUUAUAUAAAUGUUCCAUGGCUAAUCUGUGCAGCUCACUUUACAAGAUGUUCUUCCUUAUGUUAGGCUCUUGUCGCGCUCUUGUCGCGUUUCACUAGUAUGUUAUGCUGCAUGUGCUCGCGGCCUUGUCUGGAGUACGUUCAUGCCAAAGUGUUUUUUUUAGCUUUUAUUAACUUGAGCGUCUUGCCCACAUGAGAGUGUUUGUAUGUACAGUUUUCAUCCUGUUUAGUUACCAAUAUCUCUCUCGCGGGCCACUUUAUGAGCCUUUUUAUACAUAUUAUUUUAUUGAUGUUUCUACGGUAUUUAUCCUUUCAAAUUGUUCUUUUAACUUGUUCCGUAUUUUAUAAUCAGUAGUCUAAGCAUUUCUGUAUUUCUUUUAUAGUGGCCUACUCUUAGGUUUAAGUGGAGUAAAAGUGACUAUCUUUAAUCUUGCCCAAAUGUGUUGCUCUACGAGUGUUUAGUCACUAUAUAUUGGCUAUCAAUUUGCUCGCGAGCUUAAGAAUGUGAUCUCUAUACACCCGCCCUCUUCGCGAGCUUUAUCCCGUGCGACAAGUGUGAGCAACUUGCUUGCUAGAACUUCGCUUGAUUUUGGUGUCGUUUUGUAUUUAAUAAAAAAAUAUAUAUUCUUGGAAUGUGGAUUCA
This is a messenger RNA of Ixodes scapularis (black-legged tick), 5982 nucleotides long. It is a transcript of the gene DNApol-alpha180, whose product is annotated as DNA polymerase alpha catalytic subunit. The transcript has 37 exons. NCBI's taxonomy places the organism in Eukaryota, Metazoa, Arthropoda, Arachnida, Ixodida, Ixodidae. The record is from RefSeq and is a predicted model, not a curated record. Gene Ontology annotation, molecular function: single-stranded DNA binding; chromatin binding; DNA-directed DNA polymerase activity. Gene Ontology annotation, cellular component: alpha DNA polymerase:primase complex. The coding region runs from base 67 to 4503 and encodes 1478 amino acids. Gene Ontology annotation, biological process: lagging strand elongation; DNA replication; leading strand elongation.